AUGAGGCUGUGCGGAAUCGUCGGGCGAAUGCGGUCCAUUUUGCAUGCGCUGCUGCUGUUCCUGAAGCUGCUGUUGAAUUUGUUCCACUUGCUGCUGAAGAGCGGCAAGGGCUUCCGGGUCAACCAUAGCGGUACGAUGGAGGAGCUGCAGGAGCUGCAGGCGGAGGAGAAGAGGCUGCUCUCCAUGGAUUUUGAGGGGGGCAGCAAUAGCCCGCAGCUCAAGGAGACGGAAGAGGAGAUGCUUAUCCGUACUGGCGAGAUGACACCAUUUGGCAGCACCGUUGCGGACUCCAGCCGUUGCACUGCACAGCCCUCGACCCAUGCAGCUGCAGAGCUGGUGUGUCAGGUGCCGCCUCCCCGCAAGAGGAAGAAGAAAGAAUGCCUCGGUACAGUAACGCGGCAUCGUAUUCCGAUGGCGUCGCGCAGCAGCCAGCCAGACGAGUCGGUCAUUGAUCUCGAAGAGAGCGACCCUGAGGGGCAGUCUGACGAGGAGUACCUGCCCGAUUCCUUGGGCAGCGAGGAGGAGGAGGAGGAUGCUGGUGGCAACAUCCCUGUCAAAAAAG
Messenger RNA from Rhipicephalus sanguineus (brown dog tick), 562 nucleotides. RefSeq lists its product as uncharacterized. The annotation marks the transcript as partial. The record is from RefSeq and is a predicted model, not a curated record. NCBI's taxonomy places the organism in Eukaryota, Metazoa, Arthropoda, Arachnida, Ixodida, Ixodidae. The transcript has 3 exons.